CAGUUAUAAAACGUAAAAUUUGGACUGUUCAUUGAUACGUUCGAGUCAAAACAUUGCUUAAGAGAAAUGAAGUAAAAAGAGAAAUGGAGGCGUUAAAAGCUUUCAUUUGUAUUCUGGGGUUAACAACAGAUUGUAUGUCUGUUAAGUAUGUUUCUAAUAUAACGAAAUAUCAACUAGAGGAUGAUGACAUUGAUAAGAAUAUUACCAACAUAGACAAUACAAUCGACGUUGUUAACAUUGGAACCAAUAAUUCUGAAGUAAUAGAAUUUGAAGAUAAAACAAAAGAGGUUAUAAUUGCAAGUGAUAAUAAAUGCGCAAAUAUCGAUCAUGCAGAUUUAAAUGAACCUGCAUUCGAAACACAUAAUUUGAAUUCUAUUUAUCUUAACAAUAUACAUUCAAGUGUUACUGGCAAUCUGAUAGAAGAUAAUGUAUCUAUAGAAAGUAUUGAAGCAGACGGUGUUAAUCUGUUCGAUAUUGUACGUGAUGAUUGUGGAGGUGCAAAAAUGUGCUCCAACAUAGACAGUAAUUGGACAAGUGAAAAUACAAUAACUAUUGGAUUUCUAGGAGCAUAUGGAUAUAGUCUGACGGUGCUGGGAGCUCUGCCACUUGCGGUGGCGGGCGUGAACCGAGAGCCGAGCCUGCUGCCUGGCCGCCGCCUGCGCUUCGUUGCUGCUAACAUCGGCCGCCCGAGACCGCCCCUGUCGCUGGACAGGGACUCGCUGUCGCUCAGGGUGAUGACGCAAAUGCGUGAUCUCGGAGUCGUCGCGUUCUUCGGUCUCGACGGCACGUGUCUCACUGAGGCAAAGCUAGCAGCUGCAUGGAACCUGCCUCUCAUAUCUCAUAAAUGUCCCGGUGCGCAUGGUUCGCGCGAGGCGGGCGGGCUGGGCGUGACUUUCGCCCGCACGCUGCCGCCCGCGCACAAGGUCAGCAAAUCCGUGGUAGCUUUGCUCAAAGCCUUCGGAUGGAACAAGUUCGCGAUAGUCGCCGGCGACGAGAGCACCGCCGCUGGACAGCAGAUGGACGCUAUAAAAGAAUUAUCACAGAGUAACGGUCUCGUGAUAACAGCUGAGCAUAGAUUCACAGACUACCUACCGCACAAGUCGGAGCACAUACAGAGAAUUGUUGACAACACAUAUUUUAAGACACGAAUCUACGUGUUCCUCGGCGAGCACGUGGCGCUGGUGGAGUUUGUAAACGCGCUCAGAAGACGAGUCCCGCUGGACGCUGGAGAGUACGCCGUCAUCGCAGUUGAUGAUGAGAUAUAUGAUCCAAAUGCAACAGCUAUCACUCAUGCAGAUCACCUCAUCCAGAACAGCAGUAGCGACAUCCUGGCGUUCAGAGCAGUUCUCAAACUGACACCUUCGUUUCCUAUAAAUCCUCAGUACCCGAAGCUGUGUCAAAUGAUACGAGAGUUGUCCGCCAGGUCGCCGUUCUGUGUGCCCAAUUAUCACAAGAUAUUUGAAGAUACAUCUGUGCCGAUAGAAGCUGCUCAUUUAUACGACGCGGUAACAUUGUGGGCGCGCGCUGCGACUGCAACCAUGAGAAAUGGUGUACCGCCGACAGAUGGCGCUACCCUAAUGAAACUUCUCAGACCAACAACAUACAGAUCUUUACAAGGAUUCGACGUAAACAUGGACAGCGCUGGUGAUGCAGAAGGUAACUUCUCAGUGAUAGGGCUGGUGGAGGACGCGAGCGCGGCGACCGGAUGGAGCGCACAACCUGUAGCCGCAUUUAGAUAUGUCAACUCCUCAGAUCCCUUACCUGAAUUAGUUGGCGGCGAUUGUAUCGCGUGGAUAAACGGCAAACCACCUAUAGCUGAGCCGGUGUGCGGCUUCGACGGCAACAAGUGCUCCUUGCCUCAUGAUCCCCUGGUACUCUCAGCGGUGGCGGCCGUCGCCGUCGCCGCGCUCCUCGCUGCCGCGCUACUCCUACGACACUAUAGAUAUGAACAGAAAUUAGCCUCAGUUCUCUGGAAGAUAGAAGCUAAAGAUUUGACUUUUAUAUCGGCGUGCAGUGAUGCCAAGGUUUCGAUCCCACAAGAGGUAGACACGCGACGUGCGCAUACAACGAUCGCUUUGUAUAGAGGGAAUAUAGUUGCUGUUAAAAGAUUAAAGAAGAAAAGCAUCGAUGUAACUCGUGUAGUGAAAAAAGAACUAAAACAGAUCCGAGAGCUCCGUCAUGAGAAUCUAACCGCUUUCGUUGGCGUGUGCGUGGAGAGCGGCUCCGCGUGUAUCGUGUCCGCGUACUGCUCGCGGGGCUCGCUCGCGCGCGUGCUCGCCGACAGAGACCUCCUGCUCGACGACAUGUUCGUCGCCAAACUUGUCGCGGACCUACUGCGAGGUCUCACAUAUCUACACGACUCCGCGCUCGUGUCCCACGGCAACUUAACAUCUAGUAACUGUUUAGUCGACAGCCAUUGGGUACUACAGAUAUGUGAUUAUGGAUUGCACACUUUGAAAAAUGGAUGUAUGGAGACCGAAGACGCAUUACGAAUGGAGAAGCGUAUGUUGUGGCGAGCGCCCGAACUCCUGCGCGACCCCUCCCCGCCGCCCUGGGGCUCGCAGAAAGGAGAUGUCUACUCCUUUGGAAUCAUACUCUAUGAAAUACUUGGCAGAAACGGCCCGUGGGGUGAUACCAGUUUAACAAACGCAGAGAUAAUAGGUCGAGUACGUCACCCUAUCGGCGGCGUGCUGUUCCGCCCACCGCUGGGGGCGCUGGCGGCGCGGCCGUCAGUGCUCGCAGUGCUCAACGCCUGCUGGAGCGAACGACCCGACCGUAGGCCUGAGCUACGCCUCGUCUGGCUACGACUUAAGGACAUGCACGCCGGCAUGAAAACCAAUACAUUCGACAACAUGCUGGCCAUGAUGGAGAAAUAUGCCUCCAACUUAGAAGCGCUCGUAGAGGAGAAGACUGAUCAACUGACGCACGAGAAGCGAAGAACUGACGAACUCCUCAAUAGAAUACUACCUCGGACCGUAGCGGAGGCUCUGAAGCGCGGGGAGCCGGUCCAGGCGGAGAGCUACGACAGCGUUACAGUCUACUUCAGCGAUAUUGUAGACUUCGCACACAUUGUUAAUACGAGCAGUCCAAUGCAGGUGGUGGACAUAUUGAAUGACUUGUAUUCAUACUGCGACGCCAUUAUUUCCUAUUACAACGUUUAUAAGAUAGAGCCGUUGUGUGACACCUACAUGGUGGUGGGCGGGCUGCCGGAGCGCAGCUCGAAGCACGCGGCGGAGGUCGCCUCACUCGCGCUGCACCUGCUCUCCGCCGUGCCGCAGAUACGCGUCAGGCACGACCCGGAAUUAAUACUCAAUAUAAGGAUUGGUAUCCACACGGGGCCGUGCUCCGCCGGCGUGGUGGGGUACCGCACGCCGCGCUACUGCGUGUUCGGGGAGACGGUGCGCGCGGCGAGCCGCGUGCAGGCGCUCGGCGAGCCGCGCCGCGUCCUCGUCAGCCAUGACACCUACGUCACGCUGCGCAAACAUGGCGGAUACCACUUCAUGGAGAGAACUGUCACCAAUGUCAAAGGCCCUCGACAAAUGAAGACCUGGUGGUUGGUUGGUGAGGAUCACGAAAGGAGAAAGGAGCCAUUCUAUCGAUUUCAGCCGGGCUUAAACCGCAGUUCGUGUAGCAGCUACACUGAGAGUUGGGGUCUGGAACGUUCUAUACUGAACAUUAGGGACAGGGCCCGGCUGUCGUGCGGCGGGUCCUUAGGGCCAGGGUCCGCGCUCAGUUCCCCAGGGCCUCCCGCGUGCGCCUGCUUCGCGCCCCAGAGGGACCAUCACUCGGCGCCCGUCGUCUCAUUCUGUGAGGAAUGACCUUAAUAUAAUAAAUGGAGGAAUGUAUCCGUUACUACAGCAGUCAUUCAUGAAUGACUCUGAACCAUUCAAACAAAAACUAUUACUAUCCAGUGAUAAAAUAAUAAUAAAAACUCAGUGAAUAAUUAACCUGUCUACUAUAGUAUUGUAGUGAUGUACCGAUUUGUUAAUUCAUAUUUGUGCACUAAAGAGUGCUUUAUGUAAAUUUUAUAAAUGUGUAUCUUUUAAUUUCAAAUUGGGGAAGCUUUAAAAUGUAUACUUAUGUAAGUACUCUAAAUAGAAUAAUUAUGACCAAUGUUGCUUCUCAGUGUGUGUAGAAUUGUAAAUCUAGUCAUUUUAUUUCUGGUGAGGUUUAAAAAUUAAAGAGCAGGUCAAUGGAAAUUGUGAGGGUUCACACACAAUUAUUAACGUCCAUAUUUUGAUUAUUAAUAUUUCUUAGAUCUUGAUAAGAAUCUGUACCUAUUAAUAAUUAAAACCACAGUGGCAUAAACUGCUAAAUUAGUAAGCUUAUACGUGUUUGCUUUGAAAUGUACUUAGUGAAAUAAAUUAUUUGCUUAUCACUUAUUAUUUGUCUAGGACCUGUCCCACCAAUGGCUAAUCGUCACUGUCAGAUAGAGUACCAAAAUCUCAUAUUUCCGUAUUAUACGUUGGAUUUAUCUGACAAUUUACAAGAAUUGUGGGACAGGCCCUAAAUAUAGUUAAUAGUUUAUAAGUUACAUUAACUAGAUUGUAAUCACAUACUUGUCCAAAAUAAUCAUAAUGAAUAUCUCAAUUUUAAUGUAAUAGUAUACCAAAAACAUUGACAUGCCAUUUGAUAUUACAAUAAGAUAUAUUUACAAAUAAGGUAAUUGACACGUUUCUCUUAUAAACAAAAUAAUAAAUAAGGAAAACAAGUAAAUUAUCCUUAAAAGAUAAUCAUUAUUUGCUCAAAUUAGGACUGAAAUAUAAUAUGUCCAACGAAAAUAUAUCCCUCUUGUAGUCAACUAAGAAUAAGUAAAAACUCGAAAAGUCUUGUUAUCCGAUGACUUGAGAUAUACGUAUAUGUCAGUUGUCGAUUUAUUCGUUACAUCACUAAUUACAUCCCCUCUGACAGCUGUCAGACAGAUAUUACGUCAUAUCGUUGUUGAAAGGUGAAAUUAAUUACCUGUUGUUGUUUAUAACUAAGCUUAUUGUGUUUUUGUAGAUAAACAAAAAUGUUUAAAAACGUUCUACAUAUUAUUAUUGUUGCUUUUAUUGUGUAAACAUUUGUGCAUUCAUUAUACGUCUCUGAGAGGCUCAGAGCCUACUCUGAGUUAGCAUUAACUAGACUAUAGUAAUCAUGAAUUUAACCAUGUUUUUCACAAAUAUGUGUAAGCGUCGGUGACUCAGUGGUUUGAACACUUGACUUGUAAUUUACAGGUCUUGGGUUCGAAUCCCGCCGUACCAAUAUGAUUUU
Molecule: messenger RNA, 5253 nt
Organism: Papilio polytes (common Mormon)
Lineage: Eukaryota; Metazoa; Arthropoda; Insecta; Lepidoptera; Papilionidae
Product: guanylate cyclase 32E-like
Exons: 23
Coding region: 84-3818 (1244 amino acids)
Biological process (GO): protein phosphorylation; intracellular signal transduction; receptor guanylyl cyclase signaling pathway
Molecular function (GO): ATP binding; protein kinase activity; peptide receptor activity
Source: RefSeq, a predicted model, not a curated record